GUCAACGACACCAGUUCCUCUGCGUGAGACUUACGCUUAUCACCGGCUUCACUGCCAGCCACGCAACUCACAUUUCAGCUUGUCAUUUUCGCCCCAAACUUGACGACUUUUGCCCGCCAUGGCUCCUUCAAAGUGGGAUGACGAAGAGGAGAGUGUCUCUCCCCCUCCUGUGGUUGCCCGCCGCAAGUUCGACGAUGAGGAAGAGGAGGAUGUCCUCGACUCCUGGGACGCCGCCGAAGAUUCCGAAGUAGAGCGCGAGAAGGCCGCCAAGGCAGCGGAGGCCAAGGCCAAGGCCGAAGCCGAAGCCGCCGCCAACAAGAAGAGCAAGGCACAGCGGAUACAGGAAAAGAAGGCCCAGCGGAAGGCAGAUGCCGAUGCUGAGACUUCGGACGACAGCGACGAGGACGAGGCCGAGCGGAGAGCCCGUCUCCGCAAGACCGAGAAGGACGCUGACCUUAAGCACGCCGAGGACCUCUUCGGUGACAUCGACCUGAACCGUAUGCGCAACCGCAGCGCCCCCAAGGCCGUGGUCAUCAGUGACUCGGCCGACCCGACCCAGGCCGUCGAUCUCUCGGCUAUGCCUCUCUUCAAGCCCGCCACCAAGGACCAGUUCACCCGCGUUACUACCACCCUUAUCCCUCUGUUGACCACUCAGUCGAAGAAGCCCCAGUAUGCUCUGUGGGCGCAGGACUUCAUCAAGCAGCUCGUCAAGGACCUGCCCAGUGGUGAUGUCAAGAAGAUUGCUUCUUCGCUGACUACCCUCAGCAACGAGAAGAUGAAGGAGGAGCGUGCUGCCGAUAAGGGUAACAAGAAGACCAAGGCGGCCAAGACCAAGGUCUCCCUGGUCACCUCUAGAGAGAACAGGAUUGAAACCAACUCUUAUGAUGAUGAUGGGUUGGAUGACGAUGACUUCAUGUGAUUUUGUUAUUUAGAACAUUUAUAUUUCCUUUUCUUCUUUUUAUCCCACCAACCAAUCCCCUUAACUUACUUGCCUUCAUUUGCUUCUACUUUCUCGUCUAUUAUUUUUCUAUGCUCUUCUCAGUUAUCCACUCUAUAUCUUUGCUAGACCGGCUUGCGCCCUGACAUGCAUCAUAUAAAACCAUGUUCAUUCGUCCUCAUCUGUUUUGUAUAUCCAUCAUAUAAAAUUGUCUCCUUUGUUUU
This is a messenger RNA of Aspergillus costaricaensis CBS 115574, 1161 nucleotides long. RefSeq names its product eukaryotic translation initiation factor 3 subunit J. The record is from RefSeq and is a predicted model, not a curated record. The transcript has 3 exons. Lineage: Eukaryota; Fungi; Ascomycota; Eurotiomycetes; Eurotiales; Aspergillaceae. Gene Ontology annotation, molecular function: translation initiation factor activity. Gene Ontology annotation, cellular component: eukaryotic translation initiation factor 3 complex; cytoplasm. Bases 119 to 919 code for a protein of 266 amino acids.